AUGUACCGCCAAACCCUCACCAAGGUCCCCUCCACCCGCCGCGCAUUCUCGACCACCGUCCGCGCCAUGGCAGCCGGCGACACCGGAUCACCGAACAAGUACGGCAGCCUAGGCGGCAGCCCCGGCGCCUGGGAACAGCGCGAGAAAGCCAACGAAGACUACGCCAUCCGCAUGCGCGAGAAGGAGAAGCUCCUCGAGCUGCGCAAGAAGCUCCGCGAGCAGCAGGAGCACCUACAGAAGCUAUCCGAGCACAUCGACGAGUUGACCAAAGACCAACCCGGCGAGCAAAACUAG
Messenger RNA from Hypoxylon fragiforme, 294 nucleotides. RefSeq names its product mitochondrial ATPase inhibitor, IATP-domain-containing protein. Gene Ontology annotation, cellular component: mitochondrion. The record is from RefSeq and is a predicted model, not a curated record. Lineage: Eukaryota; Fungi; Ascomycota; Sordariomycetes; Xylariales; Hypoxylaceae. Gene Ontology annotation, biological process: negative regulation of ATP-dependent activity. Bases 1 to 294 code for a protein of 97 amino acids. The transcript is spliced from 3 exons. Gene Ontology annotation, molecular function: ATPase inhibitor activity.